Fraxinus pennsylvanica is the source of this 330-nucleotide messenger RNA. The record is from the annotation of a GenBank genome assembly. NCBI's taxonomy places the organism in Eukaryota, Viridiplantae, Streptophyta, Magnoliopsida, Lamiales, Oleaceae.
AUGAAGUGGAACGAGAGUUUUUUGGUAAUUGGGACGCAAUUCACUGGUGGGGUUUUUCUGGGGAAUGCUUUGAUGCAUUUAUUGAGUGAUUCUAAUGAGACAUUUGGGGACUUGACUGAAAAAGAAUACCCAUUUGCAUUUAUGUUGCCAAGUGCUAGAUAUUUGCUAACUAUGUUGGCUGAUUUUGUUAUUUCUUAUGUUUAUGGGAAAAAGAAGAACAAUUUUGAUCCUCAAAUCCAAGGUAUAUCAUUUUUUUCUGUUCUUUGGUUGUUCCGGCAGAAGUUGUGGUGGUGGCGAUUUACGGUGAUGGCGGAGGACGUCGACACGUAG